Bubalus bubalis (water buffalo) is the source of this 4519-nucleotide messenger RNA. It is a transcript of the gene TP73, whose product is annotated as tumor protein p73. Bases 1898 to 3820 code for a protein of 640 amino acids. NCBI's taxonomy places the organism in Eukaryota, Metazoa, Chordata, Mammalia, Artiodactyla, Bovidae. Gene Ontology annotation, cellular component: nucleus. Gene Ontology annotation, biological process: regulation of transcription by RNA polymerase II; protein tetramerization; apoptotic process. Gene Ontology annotation, molecular function: DNA-binding transcription factor activity, RNA polymerase II-specific; protein binding; RNA polymerase II cis-regulatory region sequence-specific DNA binding. The transcript is spliced from 15 exons. The record is from RefSeq and is a predicted model, not a curated record.
UGCUUUUAACAGAUGGAAACCGAGGUGCAGGCAGCUUCCCGGGUUCCCAGAACGCAGCAAGUGUCCAGGUACCCUGCUCGGAACCACUGCCCAGGUCACCUGCUCGAAGCCCACACCUGCUACCUCCUUCCGGGCCCCAGGUAGGCCCCACCCCCUUGGUUCCUCGCCGCCCCGUGCGGACACGCGCAUCCUCGCGGAAGCCGCGCCUUCGGCCCAGGCCCGGCGGCCGCUCACCAGUCCAGCAACAUGCUUCCAGCGAGGCCCUCACUUGGCGAUUAGGAACUUCUCUGAUCCAAGAGAGAACGAAUUUGGCGCUCGCACCGCGCAGAAAGCUCCUGGAUCUUGCGCGCCCGCUUGUCCAUCACACGCGCGCACCUGAGCUCGGACCCGCGAGGAGAACAACACCCAGGCCGGGACCAGAGCCCCGCCGCAGCCCGCACGGCACGGACUGGAGCGAGCUCCUGCGCUGGCGCUGGCUCUGCUGGCCUCGCUCGCCGCCCCGCGCGGGCCUGUCCUCUUGCCCACUAGGGACUCCUGGUCCUCUUCGCCCUCGCGACCCUGCCAGGCCCAGCCAGCGCCUCUAGAUCGCGCGGACCGGGACACCCGCCCCGGCUCUUGCGUCCUGAGAUCCGAGACCCGGCCCGGGUCCUACUCGCAUCCGCGAGAAUCCGGCCUGGUCCUGUGCCCUGGGGAAGCCCCCUCCAAGCUUCCCAGAACAAACGGGUAGGGGAUGCGUGUAGGCGUCCUGCUCGGCGGUGCCAGCCGUUUUUGUCCCCUGACAGAUCAAACCCUGUGUGUGAUUCGUCUUUGGGUACCCCAACCCCCAUACCACGCACCUUGCAAGCAGUAGGUGAUCAGUAAAGGUGUGUGGGAGUCAGCCAGAUGGGCCAGGUGCUGACCCGUGCACUAGCCCUGGCUGCGCGCAGUUCCAGGGUAACUGCCGCGCGGGUUCCCGUGGCCUUGAGGCGGGUAAUGUUGAGCACCAGAAGGCAGCGCACAGCAGGUACCCGCUGCCUUGAGUAGUUCAAAACUCGCCAGCCUGUUGGUUUCUUCAGCCAAGGCCCUAGGACUAGGUGGAAGCCCUGAAGACCCCGUCUGCCCUGCGAGGGCGACCGGUCUAUGGAGCCCCAGGUGUGGGCGCCCUAGGAAAGUCUUGGUCUGAAGCGGGUCUCUGCGCGUAGAAAUCAAUUUCCAGUGCACUACCCACGUGUCGCCGUGGACACCCGCGCAUACCUGCGCAGCGCGGAACGAAACCCAGCCCCUGGCGCGCGAAUCGGUGGCCGGGGGAGGGAGCAAGGUGCCGGCUUCGAAACGGGAGUGUUUGUGUUCGGAAUUACUCCCCGGGUGCUGUGGGCACAAUCUUCCGCUGGGCCGAAAGAGACGCGUCUAGAGGGUAUUCCAGCAGAUCCACAAUGCGGACAGGGGCGGGAGCGGGGCUGCGACUUCAGCUGGGUGAGCGACGUAGGUGGCGAGCCCCCCAGGGCGGAGGAGCCCGGCUCGUACCACCCGGAAGCGAGCGGCUUCACUUAAUCCCGGGUCCUGGGGUUGCCACUUUCAUCUCCCCACCCCCCGCCCCCGCCGCAGGCCACAGCCAGUGCGCGCACUCCGCAGACCUGGGUGGCCGCGCUCCUACGAUGCCCAGCCCUUCCCCUGCCCCGUGGAUCCUCUGCUCCCGGCGCUGAGGGGUCCCGCGCCCGUGGGGGCGGAGGACCGGGACCCGGAAGAUGCGGCGUCCCGGGGACAGGAAGGCGUCGGGCCGGGGGGUCAGCACCUCUGCCCGCCACGUGCGCGCUCCUAAGCCGGCCGAGAGCCACUGUCCCGUUUUCGCAGCAUCAGGGCCCCGGGGCCCGGCCCGCGUCCAGCCCGAGAGUGAGCUGCCCUCUGCCUGUGCUGGAAGAUGUCCCAGUCCACCCAGCCCGCUGCCGCCGAUGAGGGGGCCACGUUCCAGCACCUAUGGAGUUCUCUGGAGCCUGACAGCACCUACUUUGACCUUCCCCAGCCGGGCCAGGGGAAUGAGGAAGUGGCGGGUGGUGCGGAGGCCGGCAUGGAUGUCUUCCACCUGCCGGGCAUGACCACAUCUGUCAUGUCCCAGUUCAAUUUGCUGAGCAGCACCAUGGACCAGAUGAGCAGCCGCGCGGCCUCAGCCAGCCCCUACACCCCGGAGCACGCCGCCAGCGUGCCCACCCACUCGCCCUACGCGCAGCCCAGCUCCACCUUCGACACCAUGUCACCCGCGCCCGUCAUCCCCUCCAACACUGACUACCCUGGCCCCCACCACUUCGAGGUGACCUUCCAGCAGUCGAGCACAGCCAAGUCGGCCACCUGGACGUACUCCCCGCUGCUGAAGAAGCUCUACUGCCAAAUCGCCAAGACGUGCCCCAUCCAGAUCAAGGUGUCCGCUCCGCCGCCCCCAGGCACCGCCAUCCGCGCCAUGCCCGUCUAUAAGAAGGCGGAGCACGUGACCGAGGUUGUGAAGCGCUGCCCCAACCACGAGCUCGGGCGGGACUUCAAUGAAGGACAGUCCGCUCCCGCCAGCCACCUCAUCCGCGUGGAGGGCAACAACCUCUCGCAGUACGUCGACGACCCAGUCACCGGCCGGCAGAGCGUCAUGGUGCCCUAUGAGCCCCCGCAGGUGGGGACAGAGUUCACCACCAUCCUGUACAACUUCAUGUGCAACAGCAGCUGUGUUGGGGGCAUGAACCGGCGGCCCAUCCUCAUCAUCAUCACCCUGGAGACGCGGGACGGACAGGUGCUGGGCCGCCGGUCCUUUGAGGGCCGCAUCUGUGCCUGUCCUGGCCGGGACCGCAAAGCAGAUGAAGACCACUACCGUGAGCAGCAGGCCCUCAACGAGAGUGCUGCCAAGAGCGGGGCUGCCAGCAAGCGCGCCUUCAAGCAGAGCCCCCCUACCAUUCCUGCCCUGGGCACCAACGUGAAGAAGAGGCGGCAUGGUGACGAUGACGUGUACUACAUUCACGUGCGGGGCCGGGAGAACUUUGAGAUCCUGAUGAAGGUCAAGGAGAGCCUGGAGCUGAUGGAGCUGGUGCCCCAGCAGCUGGUGGACUCCUACCGGCAGCAGCAGCAGCAGCUCCUGCAGAGGCCGAGCCACCUUCAGCCUCCAUCCUAUGGGCCUGUCCUCUCGCCCAUGAGCAAAGCGCAUGGGGCCGUCAACAAGCUGCCCUCAGUCAACCAGCUGGUGGGCCAGCCUCCCCCGCAUGGCUCAGCGGCUGGGCCCAACCUGGGACCCAUGGGCCCCGGGAUACUCAACAACCAUGGUCACACCCUGCCGGCCAACGGGGAGAUGAAUGGUGGCCCCAGCUCCCAGUCCAUGGUCUCGGGGUCCCACUGUACCCCGCCACCCUCCUACCAUGCUGACUCCAGCCUGCUCAGUUUUCUAACGGGAUUGGGGUGUCCAAACUGCAUCGAGUAUUUCACCUCCCAGGGCUUACAGAAUAUUUACCACCUGCAGAACCUGACGAUAGAGGACCUGGGGGCCCUGAAGAUCCCCGACCAGUACCGCAUGACCAUCUGGAGGGGCCUCCAGGACCUGAAGCAGAGCCACGACUACAGCGCCCAGCAGCUGAUCCGUUCCAGCAGCAACGCGGCCACCAUCGCCAUCGGGGGCUCCGGGGAACUUCAGCGCCAGCGGGUCAUGGAGGCCGUGCACUUCCGCGUGCGCCACACCAUCACCAUCCCCAACCGCGGGGGCCCCGCCGGGGGCGCGGGGCCCGACGAGUGGGCCGAUUUCGGCUUCGAUCUCCCGGACUGUAAGUCCCGCAAACAGUCCAUCAAAGAGGAGUUCACGGAGAGCGAGGCCAACUGAGUGGGGAGGACACGGCUGGACCCCCUGCCCCCGUGCUACCUACGCUGAGAGCGGAGAGGGCGGAGUCUCGGCGAAGAGGGCGGAGUCUCCGGGCUGGCGGCCCAGGAAGCCUCGCUGGAUGGCUGCUUCCUCCCAGUCACCAACUGGCCUGGGAAGCAGGAUCCCUGGGCUGCGCCGGUGAAGUGGGGAGGACCCCAGAGCUGUAUUGAGGUUGCGCAUCCAGGGUCCGUCCUCUGGGGGGCUCACCUUCCCUGCCUCUCCUUCCUGGGGGCUCAGCUGACAACUGCCAAAAAGUGUUUUUCAAUGUCUCUGGCUCUGGGUAGGGAUGAGGGGCUCGGUGCUUGUCCCUAACACGUUUGUUCUCCAGUCCGGUCUCCAGAUUACAUCUCUGCCCGAGGCUGGUCCCUCUGCUGGUCUUGAGGGUCGGUCUGCCCCUUGCACCCUUGUCCACUGGUGUAAAGCCCACUGCAGCCACUUCCCAUUUCCUGCUCCAAACAAAAUCCCAAGUUUCACUGGAAUUAGGAAGACUGGUCCCUCCUGGGAGGCAAGGAAACUUCUGGUGGAUGGCCUGCAGCCAGGCCCCAUGCCAACACCUCUGGCCACAGUGCCCUUCCUACAGUGGCCCCCUGAGCACGGACACAGGUUCCUCAGACCCCUGGGAAUUGUGAACAUUUGAUAAAAUGAUGCCCUUUUUCUACA